Ornithodoros turicata is the source of this 2908-nucleotide messenger RNA. RefSeq names its product hemicentin-1-like. The transcript is spliced from 15 exons. NCBI's taxonomy places the organism in Eukaryota, Metazoa, Arthropoda, Arachnida, Ixodida, Argasidae. The coding region runs from base 147 to 2363 and encodes 738 amino acids. Gene Ontology annotation, molecular function: protein binding. The record is from RefSeq and is a predicted model, not a curated record.
AAGUCCUUCGCGGCGGUCGGCGAAGCCCGCCCAACGGCGGUGGCGCUGGGAACGCCGGAGCGCAGGGAGAAGUUUUGCUCUUUUGCUCGCAAGCAUUUGCUAGCGUGCGGGUGGCGACUGCAGCCGUUUGGCAGUGAGCGACGAGCAUGGCCUUCUGUGGAUCUUGCUUGCACAUCGCUUGUGUUUUGAUUCCAUUUUGUGCGUCAUUUCCUUUUGGAUAUGUUGACGACAAGGUCGUAGAAGUUGUCGGUGUCGCCGGACGAGAAGCAUCCCUCCCUUGCCAUCUAAGUCCAGCCAUGGGUACACCAAGGGACGAUGAACCUCUGUUGGUGCUCUGGUUCAGAGAAGGCUUCCCUACGCCACUCCUGAGUGCAGAUGCACGAAGGGGAAGAGGACUACCACGAGCACAGAUCUGGAAGGACGACGCCUGGGACGUCAGUUUCUCCUUCGAUCCUCCAGCGUUGCUACUGGGAGACGUGAGGCCCGAACACGCCGGCACCUACGUGUGUCGAGUGGACUUCCGGCAGGCGCAGACAGUCAACCGCAUGGUGCGCCUGGUCGUUGUGGUUCCGCCGUCUCAACCAGUCAUAAAAGAUCGGAUGGGGAAGACCUACAAUGGAACAGCAACUUUCGCCCGUGGGGACGUUGCAUAUCUACUCUGUGAGACGCGCGGGGGCCGACCACGACCUCAGCUCUCCUGGUGGCGGGACGAUGAUCUGCUGCACUCUUCGCCCACCGAAGAGACAUCUAGCGGUGAUAUAGUAGUUAGCCGCCUACGCAUUGGUCCUCUCACUAGGGCAGACCUUCUCACCAAAGUGACCUGCAAGGCCCAAAACAACAAUGUCUCGGAGCCGCUGUCAACAACGAUUCUCGUAGAUCUCAAUCUGGCACCGUCAAACGUCUUCAUCGUGGGCAGUACCGAGCCCCUGCUCGCCGGUCGUCCAGCCCACUUUUCUUGCGCCUCGACGGGUUCCCGGCCAAUGGCCGAAUUGAGCUGGUGGAAAGACAACGAGCGCCUCACAGCAUUCUCCUCCAAUGAUUCGGCGAGCACGGUAACCUUGGUGCUAACCAGCAACGACAAUGGAAGGCGACUAGCAUGCAGGGCCCACAACCCGCGUCUUACUCACGAUGCUAUCGAGGACGCCGUAACGCUUCGGGUUCAUUACCCUCCGGAGCUUCACGUCCAGCUCGGCAACCGCCUUCGCGAGGACGGCAUCGUGGAGCUGCAAGACGUGUACUUGGAAUGCGUGGUCUCUGCCAACCCUCCCGUCGUCGAAGUUGGAUGGCACUUCGAGGGACAGGACUUGCACACCAAUACCUCAGCAGGGCUCAUCGUCAGCAACCGAUCACUCGUUCUUCAAAAAGUGCAACGGGCAGCGCGGGGCGAGUAUUCCUGCACGGCUGCCAACAUCGUCGGGAGAGCCACGAGCAGGCCUUUUUUUCUGCGGAUCAAGUAUGCCCCGGUCUGCGUAGAAGGUCAACAAGAAGUCUACGGCGUGUCACGACACGAACCCGUACAAGUGACCUGCGAAGUGAGCGCUGACCCAGCAACAGUUGUGUUCGAGUGGAAAAUUAAUGGCUCGGCAGCCGAAGCUCCAUCCCACACGUCGGCAGGCGUGCGAUCUGUCGCCACGGUGUUUGCGGGGUCCGAAGCCGGCUACAGCGCUCUGGGUUGCUGGGCACGCAACUCUGUGGGGACCCAGACGCAGCCGUGCAUGUUUGUCCUGGUGCCCGCGAGGGUGCCGGACUCUCCAGCUGACUGCGUCGUUUCCAACCGGACGGAAGACUCUUUCUUCGUACGUUGCCGUGAACAGCAUCAUGGUGGACUACGACAACAGUUUGUGUUGGAGUUGUACGACAACGGAGGCGCUCCAUGCAGGGCGAACUUUAGUGGACCACUACCUGCUUUUCAUGUAACUGACCUACCAGCCGGAAGCUUCUUCAUGCUGAUUGUUUACGCAGCGAACGCCAAAGGCAGGAGCCCACCGGUGCUUCUGACUGCAAGCACAUUACCAGCUGUUGCAGAAAGCUUGCUGAUCCAGCGUACAGAAUCUGGUUGGCAGCUAAAGGUGAGCUUCAGUCCCGUGCUGGUUGUGCUCCUCACCGUCGUAUUGGGCUUUGCGCUGCUCGCUUUAGUUGUCGUCGUGUUCCUGAAGAUCUGGACGCCCAAUGUUUUCCACAAGAACUCGCCGAGCAAAAGAAGUGCGAGCGAAAGGAUGUGCGCUUCAACGCCAGAUGUGUUCGAUAGCGCUAUCUCCAGAGAUGAGGCAACUGAACUUGCGACGUUUGCUGUGGACAAAGGGGUAUGUUUGGCUACGUUAGACCAGGAGCAUUGUGUUGCGAGCACUCUGAUACCGCGGUGAGCAAGGCAUAAUCCAUGAGACCCCGUAUUCGGUGAUGCCCAAAGCUCAGGUGAAUCCCUGUAUCAGGGCAAACGGACCAAUACCAAGCUGACGGAAAAGCUCUAUCGCCGACAUCCAGAUUGUGUGAACACUCAGCAAGAUAUAUUGUGGAAGACGAGAUGUCGUGGAAACAUCGCAGGCUUCAGCAUAAUACACUGGUUUCCCACAUCUGUACGCUAAACUUUCCCAGGACGAACUGCACUGCCCAAUGUGGGGACACAAGGCAUUGCUACCCUUCUAUACAGGACCAUCAGCGGACAUAUCAGUCCGUGGCCAGAUCAAUGUGUCCAUCCUGUGAAGAAUUCUGCGAAACGAUGAUCUUCGGCUGACUCGACGCCAUCCAUGUCUCCAGCAUGCAGGGAAGGAUCUUGCGAACGUUAACUAGCGGCAAAGAGAACAGACGACAGCGUCCCGAUGGCCUUCUCAUAGGCGUGCCUUUAAAGUGGCGCACAUGCCCGUUAGCUGGUGCUGAAACUCGAUACAAAUAAAAAACGUUAAUGCGGAAA